GAAAUCCCCAGUUUCUAUUUUUAGCCUUUACUUUAUUUCUUUCGAUUGCACCACUCCAAGAGUCAGCAAAUCUCGGUCAACAUUUAAUUAAUUGAGAUUUUUUAAGACUUUAUUCUUCGUGCAGCUGCUCAUAGGAAAGAGCUAAACAGAUACUCAUCCACCAUGUCGACAUCAAGACGGGGAGACGAAUCAAUAUACAGAAUCCCUCCUUAUUUUUACCUCCAUGUUCUAGACCAGAACCUCAAUGUAACAAGACUUGAGAUUGGUCCACAGACAUUUGUCAGACAAGACAAUGAAAAAGUUGUAUAUGGACCAGAGCGUAUGAUCACAGUACCCCCAAGGCAUUAUUGUAUCGUAGAAAACCCGGUACUGAAAGACAAAGAAUGUAAAGUUGUCUUUGACGAAAGUGGACAGGCCAAACUUGUACAUGCUGACCAUGAAAUUAGAUUGGCACAGGAUCCUUUCCCACUGUACCCCGGGGAAAUACUGAAACAGGUUGUAACCGCCCUGAAAGUGGUUGCAGCUAACUCAGCUCUUCGUCUGAGAUCUAUUCUAGACUUUGAAGAUGAUGAUGAGGAAAAGAGAACAGCUGGGGAUGAGUGGCUUUUUGAAGGACCAGGAACAUAUAUCCCAAGGAAGGAGGUUGUUGUUGAGGAGACUGUCAGGGCCACAGUCAUUAGACCUAACCAGGCCAUAAGAUUGAGGGCCAGGAAGGAGACCAUUGACAGACAAGGUGUUGCUAGGGUAACUGGCGAGGAAUGGCUGGUGAAGAAGACCGGAGCUUACCUCCCAGGAGCCUAUGAAGAAGUUGUAGAUGUUGUCAACGCCUAUGUUCUAACAGAUAAGAAAGCCCUUCAUAUGAUAUCAUUGAGAACAUUUAAAGAUGAUUUUGGUGUAACCAGAAAGAACGGAGAGGAAUGGUUGAUCAAAAUGACAGACACAGAAACACACAUACCUAAUGUGUAUGAAGAGGUUGUUGGAGUCGUCAAUAUCACCACACUUACCACGAGACAAUAUUGUAUCAUCCUUGACCCUUCCGAUGAACAUGGCAGACUACAGCUUGGUAGAAAGAAGUUAGUUAAGGGUGAGUGUUCCUUCUUUUUGCUGCCUGGAGAACGAUUUGAGAGUGGAAUCCAGAAUGUAUACGUACUUGGAGAAGAUGAAGGUGUUAUCCUGAGAGCUACAGAAUCAUUCAUUGAUAAAGAUGCUAAGGUAGAACGAAAACCAGGAGAUAAAUGGAUGAUUCGGGGACCAGCAGAAUACGUUCCACCAGUGGAGGUUGAGGUGACCAUGAAAAGAACUGCACUGCCACUUGACGAGAAUGAGGGUAUCUAUGUCAGAUGUAUUAAAACUGGAAAGGUCAGAGCUGUUACUGGAGAGACCUACAUGUUGAAUCAGGAUGAGGAACUAUGGGCUAAAGAACUUUCUCCCUCAGUCGAGACUCUCCUGGCUGAGGCUAAAAACCCACAGGCCUUUGGUGAGAGAGGACCAAAACAAGGAAGUGAGGCUCCUAAACCACGUGAUAAAACACGUGUGAUCACUUUCCGAGUUCCACACAAUGCUGCUGUACAGAUUUACGAUUAUAAAGAAAAGAAAGCAAGGGUUGUUUUUGGUCCCGAGUUGGUUUUAUUAGGUCCUGAUGAACAAUUCACGAAGCUUAGCCUUUCUGGUGGCAAACCAAAGAAAAACAAUGUCAUUAAAUCUUUAUGUCUGUUUCUGGGACCGGACUUCAGUACUGACAUCAUUACUGUAGAAACAUCUGACCAUGCAAGACUGUCAUUACAGCUGUCGUACAACUGGCACUUUGAAAUUGAAAGUAAAGAGGAUAAAGUAGAGGCUGCUAAGAUUUUCAGUGUACCAGAUUUCAUUGGAGAUGCCUGCAAGGCUAUAGCUUCCAGAGUCAGAGGGGCCGUAGCACAAGUACAGUUUGAUGACUUCCAUAAGAAUUCUGCAAGAAUCAUUAGAUCUUCAGUAUUUGGUUUUGAUGAGAAAGGAAAAGUUCGAGGAGCUUUUAGAUUCCCACAGAACAACUUGGUAUUCACCAGUAUUGAUAUCCAAUCUGUUGAACCUGUAGAUCAGAGAACAAGAGAUUCCUUACAGAAAUCUGUACAACUGGCCAUUGAAAUCACAACAAACUCACAGGAAGCUACUGCAAGACAUGAAGCAGAGAGAUUAGAACAGGAAGCUAAAGGAAGAUUAGAGAGACAGAAGAUUUCAGAUGAAGCAGAAGCCGAAAAAUCCAGGAGACAGUUGUUGGAAUUACAGGCAAACAGUGCUGCAGUAGAAAGUACUGGUCAGGCUAAAGCAGAGGCACAGUCCCGAGCUGAAGCUUCUAGGAUUGAGGGUGAGGCAGCUGUAGACCAGGCCAAACUGAAAUCACAGGCAAUGAAAAUUGAAUCAGAAUCUGAAUUGCAAAGACUUACACAAGCAAGAGAUGCAGAACUUAAAUAUGUUCGAGAACAAGAUGAAAUUGAACUAAGCAAAUCUAGGGAAAUGUCAAGCAUUGAAACCACCAAAUUCAAGAACAUGGUGGACGCAAUUGGAGCAAAUACAUUGGCAACCAUGGCGUCAGCUGGACCAGACCAACAGGUCCGUAUGUUGCAGUCCCUGGGCCUGAAAUCCACCUUAAUCACGGACGGUAGCACACCAAUUAAUCUGUUUAAUACAGCUAAUGGAUUGAUUGGAGGUAUGAUGCCAGCAAAGAGGGGAAAACGGAAUGACGACGAUGAUUGCUAUGAAUAAAUAUUGGAAUGUGCUUUUCUUAUUAACAUUAGUAAUUUUGUGAAGAAAGUAUUUUGUUUUGUAAAAUUUAUCAGUUGAGAAUAUUACAUGUUAUUGAUACUAACAUUAUAAACAAUUUGAACAUGCCAUGGUAUAUCUUUGUUAUAUUUAUUAAUAUCUGAUGACGUUGUAUAAUUUAUAAACUUUGAAACGAUGUGUAAUAGAGGCGGGCUGAUUUGUGUAUUGUUUAGAUGAGAAGGGGAUAGUGUCAGAGUGUAAAAUGUUUUGUAUACUUCAAAAAGUGAUAGAUAUGUAUGUUUUGUAUAUUUGAUGGGAUUGUUUGUUACAUGGUCUUAACAUAUUAGGUCUAUGGUCACUUUUAUACACUAAUUUAUCAAUAUUUAGUAUGUGUGCAAUACAUUCAUUUGUUUUGUAUUUUAAUAGUUUUCUUUAUCACAACAUUGUUUGUUACUCAUUUUUCAGAGAUUUCAGAGAUCAAUUUCCAUGAGUCAUGUUUGUUUAUGUUAUUCAACAAUUAAACGUUUAUUGAUAAAUAA
This is a messenger RNA of Mytilus trossulus (common blue mussel), 3278 nucleotides long. Its product is annotated as major vault protein-like. Gene Ontology annotation, cellular component: nucleus; cytoplasm. The transcript has 13 exons. The coding region runs from base 163 to 2742 and encodes 859 amino acids. NCBI's taxonomy places the organism in Eukaryota, Metazoa, Mollusca, Bivalvia, Mytilida, Mytilidae. The record is from RefSeq and is a predicted model, not a curated record.